CGCAGUGAAAAUACAAGAAUGAAAAUGGAAGACGGAUGCUAUAGAAGCCCCAUCCGCCUAAGGCUUUCGGAGCACUCCUUGCGAUCGCGUCAGUACGACUGAGUGUCUGGUCAAGAUGAUGAUGAUGAAGAAGAAGAAGAAUCACUGGGAUUUUCUGGAAGAAAUUGAAGCUCCUAUGUGGGUGGAUCUCACAUUAGAAGUCGAUUCGAACAAGCAAGAUGGUGAUGAUGAUUGGUUUUACACAAGCCACUUGUUCCACCAAUGUUCUUCUCGUGAGUUGAAGAUUGCGUUUUCUCAUUCUGGGGAGGAGAGUACGGCCUUAAACUUGGACUUACUUGGACCAUCUUCGCCAAAGCUUCCAUCUUCUGUGUCUAGAUCAAGAGGCAAAAACUAUGUGAGCAAGAAAUGGAGAGGGGACAACCAGGUUGUUCCGAUAGAUAAGCGACACCCUGUCAAUGUUCUGAGUGGGACAUCUUCCUGCGUGACUUCGGAAUCCAGUAAUAACAUGAAAACCAAACCAAGCUAUGCACAUCUGAAAGGAACUUCCCGUUCAAAGUCAAGUUGGGUUUCUAAAAGCAGCUCAAUUGGAAAUGGCAUGCCAAGUUGCUCUCAGCCAAUAUCUUCUUGUGGGGAUUCAACGUCUACGGAAAAGAAAGCAGAUGAAAGCAAUACAGCAAGCGCAAUUACACAUGAGAGUGGUCAGCAGCAACAGCAGAAUAUGGGAAAAUCAAGUCACCCUCUAAGUCAAGCAAGUGCGCUUUUGUCACUCCUAAAGACUGGUAUGAGGAAAAGCUGUGUUACAAGACAAGCAUCUAGAGUGGAGAUUAAUGGCGACAGAAGACAAUCAAGAGGACGUAACUCUUCAUCCGGCAAGUCUAGUGUUGGGUCAUCUUCAAAUCCUUGUUAUGAUGUCGGGAGUGCAACAUCUACAUCAAUGCAAUACAAAGAAAGAACACCAGACAGCAGAAAUAUGACAAGAUUAAGUAUUGCAGCCAAGAACAAAGUAAAAGUUUCUGAAGCAUCUAAAACAUCUACUAAUAAGAUUGAGCAAGGGACUUCUAACUACAGAAUGGAACCUAAUACUGGGAAGUCUACCUAUCGGCAAGCAGCAAAACCAAAGGUUCAAGUUCAGACUCUCAGAAGGAAACCUUUGGCGCCAGUUAGAGUUGAUGAAAACAAGUUAAUUACUGCUACUAUAAAGUCCAAAGAGAAACCAGUAGUUGGUGGGUCUUACAGAUUGGCUGCCUCAGGGAUAGAGAAUGUGAAAGGGCUGGCUGCAUCUAAUAAAAAAGAGAAUAUUGUGAAAGGGAAAGCCACUGGGAGUCGGACUCAGAAAUGCAAUAGCAAAGGUGUUGCUGCCGGAACCAAUGUUACUGGUCAGAAAGGGACAAGAAAUAGCAUUCAGCAAGGACAUGACAGAACAGGACUGGCUGGAAAGGAGAAUAUCCGUGUCAAAAGCCGAUUGGUAAGCGUGAAGGAUAUUUCCCAGAGACCCCAUUUCAGAUGAGAGACCAGUAAUGGAGCUGUCUGUAUAGUGUAACCUGAACUUCAGUUGUAAGCUUGACCUUAACCUCCCAAGAUUUUGGUGACACAUUUUGGUUCUUGCGGGAUUUUACUUUGCAGAAAUUCUCCGACCCGGAGAAAUGAUUCAGUAUAUGAAUGGAAGUUUUUCUCCUGAUUCCCAUA
Molecule: messenger RNA, 1686 nt
Organism: Rosa rugosa (rugosa rose)
Lineage: Eukaryota; Viridiplantae; Streptophyta; Magnoliopsida; Rosales; Rosaceae
Exons: 6
Coding region: 116-1507 (463 amino acids)
Source: RefSeq, a predicted model, not a curated record